Oryzias melastigma (Indian medaka) is the source of this 3092-nucleotide messenger RNA. RefSeq names its product ETS-related transcription factor Elf-1. Gene Ontology annotation, molecular function: DNA-binding transcription factor activity, RNA polymerase II-specific; sequence-specific DNA binding. Bases 514 to 1821 code for a protein of 435 amino acids. Lineage: Eukaryota; Metazoa; Chordata; Actinopteri; Beloniformes; Adrianichthyidae. The transcript has 8 exons. The record is from RefSeq and is a predicted model, not a curated record. Gene Ontology annotation, biological process: regulation of transcription by RNA polymerase II; cell differentiation. Gene Ontology annotation, cellular component: nucleus.
GGAAAGGAGGGGGUGGAGGUUUUUUUUUUUUUACAGUUCUCUGGAAAAAAAAGAGGAAGCAAAAACUGCAAAGGUCUACAGAGGAGAAAAAACGUGCUCCACAGAGGGCUAAAAUGUUGCUGCCACUGUGUCUGAUGACAGGAAAAGCACAAAAAGGAAACUGAUCCAAGGUCUGUAAGCAAAUGUGGCUCUGCCUAAUGUAAUGAGGGCAAUUUCCGUUGCUCUCUUGGAUCCUCCUGGCAGCUACUGCUCUGUCACAUGCAGACACGGGGCAUGAACACAAGGUUCAGCCAUCCAGCUUCCUCAUCGAGAGUCGACGCAGAGCAUGGGUUUCCUGUGACGCCACUGCGUCUUUGGUCACUCUGUACACUCGCAUCACUCCUCAGCAGUUGAGACAUCUGCUGUUCAUCAAGAAACUCUCUUAAAAAGAGUCAAUCCCACCUGCUCGGCAGGUAACUUCGGCAAAACUGUGAUGCUUUCAUAAAGGUUAAAGUGCACCGAGGAUAAGCAGCCAUGCUCCAGCCUUCAGAGCUCAUCUUUGACUUUGCCAGUGACCAUUUUGCCUCAGCGCAGAUGGACUUCCCUGCAGUGAUAGUGGAGCAGGUUCCACAGCCACAGCUGCUGACAUACUCGGGCCUGACGUGUGAACAUUCACAAGCGGAGGAUCACCACCAGCUGCUUAAAGUGGAGCCAACUGAUAGUGGAGAGGAGGAGAUCAUGGAGAACCUUGUUGCUGCUAACUCACUCCUUAACAUGGACUGUGCUGACACCCUCUCCCUGGACCAGCACUACUCCCAGGACUUCUUGCCAUCACUGGGUGACAUCAUCACUACUCCCGUUACCCAGGUAACCGUGUCAGCUGACGGGGUGGUGGGAGCUGUGGAUGAACCUCAGUGGAAGUCGCUGCACACAAAGAGGCCCGUGGCUCAGCUGCAGUCCAGAAAGAGAGGUCGAAAAUUUAAACACCGGAGAGCAGAGUCUCCCACGCCAGAAAUUACAGUAAAAAAGGACAAAUAUAACAAAGGUGGAAACACACUGUACCUGUGGCAGUUCCUGAUGGAGCUGCUGCAGGACAGGCAGGUCUGUCCACGCUACAUCAAGUGGACCAAUCCACAGGAAGGGAUCUUCAAGCUGGUCAACUCCAAAGCUGUAGCCAGACUCUGGGGGAAACACAAAAAUAAACCAGACAUGAAUUAUGAGACGAUGGGAAGAGCACUCAGGUACUACUACCAGAGAGGCAUACUGAAUAAGGUGGAAGGCCAGCGCCUCGUUUACCAGUUCACUUCCCUACCAAAAAACAUGAUUUACAUCACAGACGGACACGGCAUCAAAGAGGAGGAAGAGGACAAUCAAGACAACAGUGGUCAUGACGAAAGUGCCAGUGAAAACUCCGACAGUUCAAUAUGUAGUGACCAAUCCGGAGAAGACGAUGAUGAUGACGACGACUCCCCUCCACCCCAGAAGAAAGCUUCUUUCUCCUCAGUCCAAGCCACUCCAGAGAAGCGGACCAGAUCGGCUCCCAGGCCUCCAGCUCAGCGCGACACGGUACUGCAGCCCACCAGCUCCAGUUUGAUCCAGGAGCAGCACUUGCCCAUCGUGUCAGCGGAGAUGCUGCGGACAUUGCAGAACCUGCAGAAGGUGCAGUCCCUGAAACCGGCGGGUCACUCCUCUGUGUUUAAAACGGCGCAGCUGCUGGGGAGUCUGUACGAGCGACAGGCCGCUGCUGAGGAAACUGCAGAAAGGAGAGGCGCCUCAAAGCUGCCCGAUGAAAAGUCAGCGAAAACUCCUCAGCUAGUGCAUCUAAUGAGCACUGACCAAUAGAACAGAGUUUGUUUAAACUCAGAGCAUGCAACGUCCAUACACUCCAACACAAGCAAACGAGGGAGUUUGACUCGCAGGUCAUUUCCUGUUUCAGCACAUCAUGAAAUAAAAAUGAUUCCAAACAUGCAUUAAAGGUUUUAAACCAAAAGUCAUUGCAGCUAAGCUUGAAUUCACAUGUAUUUUUUUUAAUGAAACCUCAUCAUUUUGCUGAUAUCCUUAAAUAAAACAAGCCAAAAUCAGACAUGCACUGGAAUCCACAGCCUCUCUGCACCUCCUACAGACACGUCUUUAGCUUGCAUUUCCGCCGCACUGUCUGGAGAUACUGAUCUGACGCCCACACUGUGCCCUUCUCUCUGCCUUUGCCUUUUUUCAAUUAGUUUUUUUUAUAUACGUACCGGUGUCACGCUGAAUUAUUCCUUUGCCUUAAAAGUGGUUUUGCACUAAUGUUUUCUCUUCCUUUGAAUUUUCCCUCAAAGUGCCUGUAGUCUUCGUCUUGCCUCCUGCUUCCUCCCUUCAUGGUAAUUAAGGGAAACAUUCCAUUUUUAUUUUUUCUAAGAUUAUUUUAUGUGCAAGUUUUGAAAAGAAGGGAAUCACUGUUGUGUCUAGAAGAUUUAAUGAGCACUGCUGUUGAAUGUUUUGUGGAUCUGCCUUUUGUUCUUGACAAUCACAUCAAGUGGUCUUCUGUCCACGUUUUCUCUGAUCAUUUUAUAUUCCAAAUAUAUAUAACCUUUCUUUAUUGCACAUUUUUUUUCGUUGCACGUAUAUAGAUCAUAUGCGGAACUCUAAAUCCUCAAAUAUCUAUACAUGUUGAAUGUUGUACUGUAAAUGUGUUCUUGUGCUUUGCUGCCAUUUUCUUCCUCAGGUUAAGUACUUCUUUGGUGCUGCAGACUGUGUACUCUUUGCAAGGAGUAACAUUUCUGGUUUCUAAUUUGAAAAUACUUUUGGCUCAGUGUUUACUCUUUUCUCUGAUUUUACUCUGGCUCUUGCAAAACCGGCCCGUCAGGCUGGUUCUGUUUGGCCAAACUUGGUUAAGAGAUGCUUCUACAGUGAUUGUGCCUUUUGCCUGCUGGGAGUUCCUAUGCAAAAUUCUUCACUUUAUUAAGCCAUUUUUCUCAGAUGCUCCUCCCUUUGACUUAUCUGGAGUCUCUUUAUGCUGUUGUACUGUUUUUGAGAAGCCCAUAUUUAAUUAUGAGCUUGAGAUCUUUUUGCUUUGUGUGUGUGUGUUCGCUGUCCAGAAAUGGUGUAUGAAAUAAAUUUCUAUGUCAAAGGUU